AUGCAUCUUGGCGGCACCAUCGCGUCCCAAGGAAGCACCAACACACAAACCACCGGCUACUCCAUCGGCCUCGGAGUGCAACAACUCGUCGACGCCGUCCCCGGAGCUCCUCAACAUCUCCAACAUCGCCCGGCUACCAAGUCUCCAACAGACACGCUCGAAGAAACCGCCUUCUUCCUCGACUCCACCAUUUCCUCCUCUAAACCCGUCAUCCUCGUCGGCGCCAUGCGCCCCGCCACCGCCCUCUCCGCCGACGGCCCGCUGAACCUCUUCCAAGCCGUGACGCUCGCCAGCUCGCCCGCGGGCCGCGACCGCGGGGCUAUGAUCGUGCUGAACGACCGCAUUGGAUCGGCAUUCUACACAACGAAGAACAACGCCAACACGCUCGAUACGUUUAGUAGUACGGAAGCUGGCCAGCUCGGCGUGUUUAUUAAUCAAGUCCCGUUUUUCUUCUUCGCGCCUGCGAGGCCCGUUGGGCAGGUGCACUUUGAUGUUGCGAAUGUGACGGAGCUUGCGCAGGUCGAUAUUCUAUAUGCGCAUCAGGAUAUGGAUCCGUAUCUGUUCAACGCGACUGUCGAUGGCGGCGCAAAGGGCGUAGUGUUUGCGGGUGUGGGAGCGGGUGGUACAUCGUCUGCUGCGGCGCUGAAUAUGGAGAGGGUGUUUAAUGCUACGGGGAUCCCGAUUGUGAGCAGUCAUAGGAGUGCGGAUGGGUUUGUGCCCCGCCGAGUACAGGGGAUUUUACGAUUGCAAGUGGGUUUUAUAAUCCGCAGAAGGCGAGGAUUUUGGCGCAGUUGGGGUUGA
Parastagonospora nodorum SN15 is the source of this 801-nucleotide messenger RNA. RefSeq lists its product as hypothetical. Gene Ontology annotation, molecular function: asparaginase activity. The record is from RefSeq and is a predicted model, not a curated record. Bases 1 to 801 code for a protein of 266 amino acids. The transcript is spliced from 3 exons. NCBI's taxonomy places the organism in Eukaryota, Fungi, Ascomycota, Dothideomycetes, Pleosporales, Phaeosphaeriaceae.